Messenger RNA from Cadophora gregata, 2179 nucleotides. RefSeq lists its product as uncharacterized. The coding region runs from base 1 to 816 and encodes 271 amino acids. Lineage: Eukaryota; Fungi; Ascomycota; Leotiomycetes; Helotiales; Ploettnerulaceae. The transcript has 2 exons. The record is from RefSeq and is a predicted model, not a curated record.
AUGUCUUCAAACUCAGAUAUCUUUAAGUUCCCUCCAAAGGCAUUAACCUUUGAUGUUUUCGGUACGGUGGUCAACUGGCGUGACACCGUAACCAACAAAUUGAUCCAAAGUGCCGCAUCCAAAACCUCAUUCUCACCCUCUUCAGCAUCUCUCGCCCCAGAAGCCCGCACCAGACUCUCGCAACUCACCAACGAUGACUGGGCUCGAUUCGCCGAAGAAUGGAGGAAAUCCUAUUAUCACUUCGUCGUGAACUUCGUCCCUGGGAAGAGCCAAUGGCGGGACAUAGAUACGCAUCACUAUCUAUCUCUCAUCGACCUGCUCAAGAAAUGGGACAUUGCGGGGUUGUACAGUGAUGACGAGGUCAGGGAUUUGAGUCUCAUCUGGCAUUUCCUUGAUCCGUGGAAGGACUCAUCCGCUGGAAUUCAUGCCCUCGGCAAGAAAUUCGUAACAUCAACUCUGUCGAAUGGGAAUCAAACUUUGCUUAAAGACUUGCAGGAGCAUGGGAACUUGGGCUUCAAGUUGCUUCAGUCUUCCGGGGAUUUCAAGGCUUAUAAGCCGCAUCCCAGUGUUUAUAACGGAGCAGCUGAGAAGAUGGGGUUGAAGACUGAGGAGGUUGCUAUGGUGGCUGCUCACUUGACUGAUUUGAGGGCUGCGAGGGGGUGUGGCAUGAAGACGAUUUACGUGGAGAGGAGACAGGAGGAGGCUUGGACGCCUGGCUCGAAGGAGUAUGAGGAUGCGAAGACUUGGGUGGAUGUUUGGAUUAAGGAGGAUGAAGAUGGGUUUCUCGAGGUUGCGAGGCGAUUUGGCAUCAGCUGAAUAUUUAAAGUUUUUGAUCCGAGGAUCUUAUGAGACGAUGAUAUGCCUUUGACGUUGUCUCGUCUUGUAUGAGGAUGCUGGAUGCAUGACUGAUAGAGCAGCCGAGCAUAACUAAGCCUUGCAUAAAAGGACUUGAAAACCAUUUACAGUUCAUGAUGAAGCUCCGACAUUCACCCGCCUGAUUCUGAAUCAGAUGUCUCUCAUCGGUAAUUAGGCUCAUCCCAUCCUUAACUUAAAUAUGGUUUUUGAGUUUUCGAUCCUCGCAAAGGUACGCGCGGCUGAAAGUUGGAUGUCGAUCAGAUUACUUUAGCUGUAAAAAUAUCCUUUGAUUUCAUCUUCACCAUCUGUCCCGCGUGUUGGCGCUUCCGGGUGGAACGGCUGGUCCGAUGCUCACAGCCUCAGAGACCUCUUCCUCAGAAGUCCUCGAGACUGUGGACGAGAAACGGAGUUAUCUGAAUCGGAAGGCUUCCGAGGCUGAGAUGGAUUGGGAUUAUGGAUAAAGAUAGGGGGCUCGGCUAGCAAUCCCAACACCCGGUUACGGUAGAAGAUGUGCGGACUCGAUUUUAAAAUUCGGCCAGGGUUCGAGAACACCAUUUUGUUGUUGGUGGAGGCUUCUGAAACGCAAAAUCGCGGAGACGUUAACUAAAACGGCCUUGCUCAUCUCGGGGUGUGCUGCGAGAUUAUUCUGCGGUGGGGGAAGGUGGUAUUGAACCGCAGGGAUCGCGAGGCCGUCUGUGGUGAGAUCGUGGACAGUUCAGAGCUUCCGAUGCUUGAUUUCUUUUCAAAAAUUUAUUGAUCAGAUGCUACCAAACGCAUGUGAGAGACCAAAUCUUACGUUUCCUUUGGUAAGCACUUCCACCAGGUUGAGUCUCCCGAGGUAAAAAUGGAAGACCGUUAUUUGCAUGUCGUUAUCUAUCCGAGUCCUUUGAAGCUGGAGCUGUUGCCGGAGGUGGCUUGAGCUUCAUGGUAUUGUGGCGUCGUCGGGAAGUUGACGAAACGAGGAGCGGCUCGUUGAGAAUCGCGUAAAAUAGAAAAGCGCUUGGCCGUUUAUCUUCUGAAGGAGAGAGUCGCGUAAAAUUUGUGUAUUAUGCGUUCCAUGAGGCUGGAUCAGCCAUGCUCUCAACCCAAUGCGAUUGGAUUUCGAGAGAGGGUGGUUCCUGGCUCGUACCGCAAGAAACACCGCUUCCACGUGCCGUCAAUAUGCCACUGCUUGGAGAUCAGCAGUGCAGACUGCCAGCUUAGCUCAGUCUCAAAGUCAUUUACAGUACAGGUCGUGCUUGAGCCAGAAGCAAUUAUUAGUCUUUGUUGACUUGCUAGCACUCGGAGCCGAGACGUAAUACAACGAUGCAAAACCAGAACAGAC